AUGCCCUCGUCUCCCGCCACGUGUCCCGCCGGAGGCGGUGGGGCUCCUCGCCUCCGCCGCCGCUGCCCCCGCGGCGGCGGGUUGGCGCGGGGCUGCGGGCCCUCGCGGGACUCGUCGUCCGCGCCGUUCGAGAUGUCGGUGGAGAGCGCGCUGAGACUUCUCGGGGUCGAGGAGGGCGCUUCCUUCGAUGAGAUUCUGAGAGCCAAGAACGCCAUCGUUGCCUCUUGCAAGGAUGAUCAGGAGGCCAUUGCUCAGGUGGAGGCAGCAUAUGACAUGUUGCUCAUGCAGAGCUUAACUCAACGAAGGGCCGGCAAAGUUGUAAACAGUAGCAUCAGAUACGCUGAUGUCAAACCCGUAAGAACUUCGCAGCCUAGUUCUUUGCCACGGUGGCUACAGACGACUGUAAAAAACGCGCCUGUGUCAGUUGAAACCCCUUCUACUCGUGAUUUGGGUAUACAAGCAGGAGUGUACGGAGCCUUGGCGGUUUUCACGUUUGCUAGCGGAGCCUCCUCGCCUUCAGGAGGAACGUACACUGGCGCUGAUGUUCCUGGAAUAAUAUUGGCUACUAGUUUUGGCGCUUCUCUCUACUUCUUGACUAAGAAGACCUCAAGUCUAGGAAAGGCGACGCUAAUAACUGUUGGUGGACUUGUCAUUGGAGCAGCGGUUGGAUCAGUUGUUGAGCAGUGGUUGCAGGUAGAUAUAGUUCCCUUUUUCGGCAUCCAUUCACCUGCAGUGAUUGUAAGCGAAUUCAUUCUAUUUUCUCAGUUCUUGGUAUCUCUGUAUUUGAGGUAGGCCUGCCAACAUUACCCAUUUUUAACUUUGUAAUUAUUGUUAGUAUGACCAUUUCAAUUGUUAUCCGCUGAAUGUACACUUAGCUUGUAUUGUAUCCAAAAUGUCAAAAUAUGUGUACAUAAAAUUUACUGUAGUUUAUAGUUUUUUAUCUGUCAGGUGUUGUUGGAAUAUCUUAUAAUGAGAUGAGUGUACUCAAACAUUUUUAUUUA
Molecule: messenger RNA, 1001 nt
Organism: Asparagus officinalis (garden asparagus)
Lineage: Eukaryota; Viridiplantae; Streptophyta; Magnoliopsida; Asparagales; Asparagaceae
Product: protein CHAPERONE-LIKE PROTEIN OF POR1, chloroplastic
Cellular component (GO): chloroplast membrane
Source: RefSeq, a predicted model, not a curated record